GGCUCUGCCCCGCACCCGGGGGCUGGCAGGGCGGCAACGGGGGGAUGCUCUAGGGAAGGAAAGGCAGCACCAGGAGGGAGCAGCCCUGCCCCAGAGGGCACUGCCACAGCAUGGAGGGGCUUUGGGCGCUCGGUGUCCUGCUGCUUUCCUGCCUGCUGCUGCCCUCACCUGCGGGGAGCCAGACCAGCCCCAGCCCUGACCGGCGUUUGCAGACGGACCCUGAGGAGGCACCGUCCCAGCACCAUGCUGCCAGGGCCACGCGGGAGCAGAAGGCUGACAGUGCCCAGGAGGGGCUGCCCCCGCGGCCCCGCUGCGUUCGCUGCUGUGAGCCGCCCGACCAGCGCUUCUCCUACCCCCAGUACCAGCCCCUGCCUCAGAUCAACAUGACCAUUCUGAAAGGCGAGAAGGGGGACCGCGGCGAGCGAGGCAUGCAGGGCAAGUUCGGCAAGACGGGGGUGGCCGGCAGCAGGGGCCACGCGGGGCCCAAGGGACAGAAGGGCAGCAUGGGCGCCCCGGGGGAGCGCUGCAAGAGCCACUACGCCGCCUUCUCGGUGGGCCGCAAGAAACCCCUGCACAGCAACGACUAUUACCAGACCCUCAUCUUCGACACGGAGUUUGUCAACCUCUACGACCACUUCAACAUGUUCACGGGCAAGUUUUACUGCUACGUCCCCGGGAUCUACUACUUCAGCCUCAACGUGCACACCUGGAACCAGAAGGAGACAUACCUGCACAUCAUGCGCAACGGGGCGGAGGUGGUGAUCCUCUACGCCCAGGUGAGCGACCGCAGCAUCAUGCAGAGCCAAAGCGUCAUGCUGGAGCUGCGGGAGCAGGAUGAGGUCUGGGUGCGGCUCUACAAGGGCGAGCGUGAGAACGCCGUGUUCAGCGAUGAGUACGACACUUACAUCACCUUCAGCGGCCACCUCAUCAAGUACAGCGGGGACCCCUGAGCAUCUGCUUCACCCUGCUCCUCCUCCCCUGGGGCGGGUGUCCGAGGAGCCCCUGCCACCCUCUCGCCCCGGGCAUACCACUUGCCAUUACGCUCUUAGCCCUUCUACGUGCCACUACCCCCAGCAGCUGCGUGAGUGUGUGAAUACCCCCACCCCCAGCUCCUCGAGGCCGAUCGGAUGCGCCUGAAGGAGUCUGAGCCAUUUCCAGCCUCUGCUGGGUUUGUGACCCGGGCAGCAGCCGCUCGCCUGGGGCAGGCAGGGAGCUCAUCCCCACCUGUGCCUGCUCCAGAGCUGGGUUUGCUGGGGCACAGGCAUUCGUGGCACUGGCUGUGAGCUGGCACCAGCUGAACGGGUUUGACUGCCGGUGCCCUGGUGCGAGGCAGCGCAGAUACAUGCGCCGUGUUCCUCCCUUGCCCCACUUGCACUGUGCUGUGCUCUGCAGGCUCCUUCUCCUGUAAAAGGGCAGAGGGUGCUCAGCAUCCAGCAGGAAAGGCAAUAAAACCACUAAGGGUCCCUCUUUCCUUCUGCAGAGCUGGGUCCCAACAGCGCAGAUGCUGGGGCACGGUGCUGGGUACCCUCUGGGCUGACGCUUCCCCCAAGUGCUCCCAUGGGGAAACAGAUUGCGUCAGUUCCCCUCUGCAAGUCCCCGUCACAGUUCCCCCCACUGCAGCCUCUGCUCGGUGCUGAUGCUGCCGAGGAGGGGCUGGGUCCCCGCCGGCAGCCCUGGGUGCGGGGCCUUUGGCCUCAGCCGCUUCCUCUUCAGUUAGAUUAUCUGCUGGCCAGGCUUUGUAUUUUUGUAGAUGCGAUAGCAGAGCGGGGCCGGGGGCAGCGUGCUGCCCCCCGCCUUCUGUACAGCUUGUGACCACAUUAAACACCCCACAAUUUUGAGUCCUACU
Messenger RNA from Gymnogyps californianus (California condor), 1846 nucleotides. RefSeq names its product C1q and TNF related 1 (gene C1QTNF1). Bases 111 to 950 code for a protein of 279 amino acids. The record is from RefSeq and is a predicted model, not a curated record. Lineage: Eukaryota; Metazoa; Chordata; Aves; Accipitriformes; Cathartidae. The transcript has 4 exons. Gene Ontology annotation, molecular function: protein binding.